Arachis ipaensis is the source of this 406-nucleotide messenger RNA. The record is from RefSeq and is a predicted model, not a curated record. NCBI's taxonomy places the organism in Eukaryota, Viridiplantae, Streptophyta, Magnoliopsida, Fabales, Fabaceae.
UCAGAUGAUUGAUGGUUAUCUGUUAUGUAAUGUAACAGUCAUACGAGGUGAAUUCAAGGGGCAUUGAAAUAUUCUGCAAGAGUUGGCUUCCUGAGGCAUCCAAGCCAAAAGCAACAGUGUUUUUCUGUGAUGGAUAUGGAGACAUCUGCACUUUUUUCUUUGAAGGCAUGUUCCUGGUAUUAAUAACAUGUAUCUGCAAUUAACUAGAGCAGUAAUGCUGUGAAUUAGCAACUCGAACGUGUCAUGGGAUUAUUUUCAGGCAUAGCUAGGAAGAUAGCAUUAGCUGGAUACAGAGUCUUUGCUAUGGAUUAUCCUGGAUUUGGCCUUUCACAAGGCCUCCAUGGCUAUAUCCCUAAUUUUGAUGGUCUUGUUGAUGAUGUCAUUGAACAUUACUCCAAAAUCAAAG